CCUCUUCCCAAGCCCCGCCCCCUUGCAAUGUGCAUUCUAACACCUCAAAGAAUCUGAUAAAUAGGAGGCAGCUUCCUUCAGCCCAGUCAGAAAAAACGUGGGACCGGCCGCUCCUGCCUGUGCAAAUUUUUACAGAAGCAAAGCCCAGGAGAAACCAUGAGCCAAGCAGCUGGGGAUCCGCUGAAGGUUACUGGAAUCGAUUUCCUCCGAGAGCAGAAUACCCGCCUCCAUCACACUGGCGACUACAACAACGGCAGCCUGAUUGUGAGACGUGGGCAGCCUUUUGAGUUGAAGCUGACUUUAAGCAGGGAGCUGAGCAACAAUGACAACAUCACACUGCAGCUCAGCAUUGGUGAAAAACCAAUGCAAUCCAAUGGGACUCUUCUAUCCAUGAAUGCAAGAGCAGGACAGACAGAUCAGUCCUGGAAUGCCAAGAUUUGUCAAACAAAUGGGAAGGAGUGCCGCAUAGUUGUAACCAGUCCAGCAGAUGCAAUUAUUGGAAAAUAUCUUCUAAAUGUGAUCACGGGACCUAGCGUUUACACUCCUGAUAAAAAAUUUGUCUACAUUUUGUUCAAUCCCUGGUGCGAAGCGGAUUCUGUCUUCAUGCCUGGUGAUGCAGAAAGAGCCGAGUACGUGCUCAAUGACACCGGCUAUCUCUACGUUGGAUCGACAAAAAUGAUACGUGGAAGACCUUGGAAUUUUGGGCAGUUUGAGGAAGAUGUUUUGGAUUGUUGCAUGUACCUUCUGGACAAAAGCCAGCUCAAACCAAAGGCGAAGAAAGAUCCUGUGAUCAUCUCCAGGGCCAUGUCAGCAUUGGUUAACUCCGAGGAUGAUCGUGGAGUGGUGUUUGCAAGCUGGUCUGGGAAAUAUACUGGCGGUACACCGCCUCUAGCCUGGACAGGAAGUGUCCCCAUUUUGCAGCAGUAUUACAGAACCAAAAAAAGUGUCUUGUAUGGUCAGUGCUGGGUUUUCUCUGGAGUGCUUACCACAGUUAUGCGCAGCCUGGGGAUUCCAGCCAGGAGCGUGACCAAUUUUGCUUCAGCUCACGACACAGAGGAAAAUCUUAAAGUUGACAUUUACUUGAAUGAAAACGGAGGGAAAAUGGAGAAUCUAACAACAGACUCAAUUUGGAACUUCCAUGUAUGGAACGAUGUCUGGAUGAAAAGGCCGGACUUACCGAAGGGCUUUGACGGUUGGCAGGCGAUCGAUGCCACCCCUCAGGAAAAGAGCCAAGGGAUUUACCAGUGUGGCCCCACUCCAGUAAAUGCAAUCAGAAAGGGAGAAGUCUAUCUUCCCUACGACUCCAAAUUUGUGUUUGCUGAAGUGAAUGCAGACAGAGUCUUUUGGCUCGUAAAGAAUGUGGAUGGCAAGGAAACAUACACCAAGCUGCGUGAAGAGACCAAAGUGAUAGGGAAGAGCAUCAGCACCAAAGCUGUUGGGAAGGACACUCGUGAAGACAUCACAGCCCAAUACAAAUUUCCUGAAGAGAGUCCCGAGGAAAGGAAAGCUGUGGAGACAGCUUGUUCCUAUCUGCAGUCUAACAAUCUGGGAAUCUGUGAAGUGACACCUGCCCCCGAACCCCUCAAGGCUAACCUGAAACUUGGAAUGGAAGGGGAGAAAGAAUUGUGGCCGGGGCAGCCGAUUGAGUUGAACCUUAUUAUAACGAACGAGUCUGCAGGUGCCUGGACGGUCAACCUUGCAGCAUCUUGCCAGUUAGAAUCGUAUACUGGGAAAGUGGAGGCCAGCCUUGCCACCAUCAAACAGACUGUCCAAACAAAAGACAAGGCAGUUAAUUCAGUCCCUCUGAAAAUAGCAGCUGAUGCUUACCUAAAAGCACUGAUGAGAACAGAAGAUGAACUUCUGGUCAAACUCAACGUUAUUGCCGAGGUUCAAGAAACGAACGAGAAGCUCACGGAAGAGUUGUCUUUAACCUUCAAGUAUCCACCUCUGAAAGUGGAGAUGGCAGACACUGCAAAGAUCAACCAGGAUUUUACCUGUGCGUUUAUUUUCAAGAACACACUGUGCAUUCCCUUGGAAAACUGCAAACUGCACGUAGAAGGCCUUGGCAUCUUUACGAUGGAAACAUUUGAUCAAGGGGACAUAGCGCCGGGUGGAAUCUUUAAAUCGAAAAUUGUGUGCGCGCCAAGGAGGGCCGGGCUGAAGAAGAUCGUGGCCAAACUGAACUCCACCCAGCUGAAAGGAAUAACUGUGGAAAAGGUUAUUUCAAUCACAGAGUAGAUGUCAUUCCAAAACGCCAUCAGGCAGUGUCAGUGGCGGUGUGUGCAAUGAAUGAGCCUUGUUGACGCUGCCUGAAGUCUUGAUUAUGUGCCCAAAGAUAGGCUAGUGAGAGACAUAAAUGCAAUAUUAAGGGAGUUUAAAGUGGCUUAAGCUGUUUUGAUUCUAGCUAAUGGGAAUUUAAUAGAGAUUAUUCAAAUCUGUUCUUGCAUGUGUGGCCAUUUAGCAGCUUAUGGCAACUAAAAGCAUGAUCUGUGAAAUCUGGAGUGGGUUAGAAAUGACUCUAGGAAAGAGUUGCCUGCGUUUUCCUUUCGCAUGCACUUCUGAGCUUUGUGUAAUGUCGGCAAUCCUUGUGACGUCUUACUCUUUUUGGAGGUUGUGGCUACUUCUGCCAUUUUCUUACUUCACAUCGUUUGUAGGCCUGAUUGCAGUAUAUUACGAACGUGAGAGC
Lacerta agilis (Sand lizard) is the source of this 2686-nucleotide messenger RNA. RefSeq names its product transglutaminase 4 (gene TGM4). The record is from RefSeq and is a predicted model, not a curated record. The coding region runs from base 157 to 2238 and encodes 693 amino acids. Gene Ontology annotation, molecular function: protein-glutamine gamma-glutamyltransferase activity. NCBI's taxonomy places the organism in Eukaryota, Metazoa, Chordata, Lepidosauria, Squamata, Lacertidae. The transcript has 14 exons. Gene Ontology annotation, biological process: peptide cross-linking.